AUGGCUUCCUCAGCUUGCUGGAGAUGCACGGGUCGUGCUCUCCUUCAAUCUUCUACUCGUUCGCGAUCAUGCUCUGCUACUCGCCUUACCCGCCCGGUCAUCCUCCCGCCUUCAUCUUCGUCGUCGUCGACGACACCAGUCGACACAAGAUCAUUCCACACCACCCCGGCCGGCCAAAAGGGAGGAAACAUUCGCAAACCCGCCGUAAAUAAACCUUUAAAUCUAAAGGCCAAAAAGAAGACCGUCACAUCUGCCAAAAAGCCCGAACCCGGAUACCGUCGUGCCAUAAGAAAGGCCAUCGUACUAUCAAACUCCAAUGCUCCAAACCUCGAGCUUCCGGAACUUACUAGCGAGGUUCUAGUGGAUACAGAGUCUGUGGGGAAGGUGUUUGCUAUCAAUAUGGAGGAUUUGGAGAAGAUGAGGGCUUUGGAGACCUUUCAGAAACGACAGGGUUGGCAGUUCUUUUAUAGACCGACGACGUUUAUUAGGAACGAGAGUGUGGGGAUUGCUAGGGCUAUGGAGAGCGUGGAGAGAUAUACCGGUGAAGCUACCGAGAAGGCUACUUUAAGCGGUUCUACCGCUACUACUACAAAGGAUGCAAAGGCCAUAUCGGAAGCAUCCGAUAUAGUCGAUGAAGCGGAACCUGCCAUCGCUGGUGGCGAAACCGCAGAAGCAGACCUUGCAGCCGCGGAAACAAAGGCUUCAAUGACAAUAAGCACCCUAGAAGCUGGCCUCACCGCUGUCAAGGAGGAAAUCGCAGGUAUCGAAUCCAACCUCGAAGAACUUUUCUCCUCUGAAAAUGCAGACGGCAAAGCGAACGGCAAAGCCAUCACUCAACUUCUUCGUCGUAAAGAACAUUUGGAAGGGGUCAUCCGCCGAGUCACCCCUGUUAUCAACUAUCAUGUCAACCAAGAGGAACGAAAAGUCCGCCGCGCAUUGAACAAAAAGGAACCCCCACAGACACUUGAAGACUUCGAAGCCCUCAUUGCACAGGAAGAAAAAAGACAACAGAAACUUAAGAUCAAGAGGGAGGAAUGGGCAAAGAUCAAGAAGGAAGCACAGGAUAAAGUAUCCCGCCAGUCCGCAAACUACAUCAUCACCGGUGAUAGCGGAACUGGUAAGAGUAUUCUCCUCUUCCAAACUAUCCUCAACGCUAUUCGACACAAGUGGAUCGUUAUGACACUUCCAAAUGCUCAUGAUAUCGUUAUUGGUACUACUGCAUACGAAAUUAAUCCCGAAACCGGUCGUUACGUUCAACGUGAUUAUCUCGCCAAGCUCCUCAGCAGGAUCGGUAGAGCGAAUGCACCCAUCUUAGCAGGAUAUAAGAUCCCUGAAGCUGUUCAUUUCUCAGGCAUCGAUGUUGCCGCUGGUAGUCCCUUGACUGCUAUCGUCAAUCAUGGAUCCGCGGGACCCGAAUAUUCUUAUGAAGCAUUUAUGGCUCUGUUGGCGGAAUUGGAGAAACCGGGCGCCCCACCUGUUCUCUUCACAAUGGAUAACUUGGACUACGUAACCCGGAAAGGAACCGCCUACAAAGACCCGGAAUACAAGGAUGUUCACCCAGCUGACCUUGAUAUUGUCCACACUUUCUUCGAAUACCUCUCUGGACGUCGCAAAUUCGCCCGCCAAAUGGUAGUCGCCGCCACAACCUCAGAAAUCUACCCCAACCCAUCCCUCUACGAAACCCUAGACGGCAAAACCCUCCCAGGUAUAGGAAAAUACGACCACAGAAUCCCCACUUCAAUUGGUAACCUAGCCAAAACGAUCACCCUCCGCGGCCUUAGCAGAGAACAUACCAAGCUUCUCCUACAAUUCUACAAAUCCGCAGGAUUAUGGGAUUACUCUUGGGAACGUUCCGUACCCACGAACUUAGCCUUGGAAGGAGCGGGCAUCACCGAGGAAGAUUAUAAACGAGUAAAAGGAAUGUUUGAUUGGGACACCGCUUCUUUGCCACCGGUUGAAGAAAGUGCCGAGGGAAGUGACGCUGAGGGAGGUGAUUCUGCUGAUACUUCAUUGGCGGAUGUGCAGAAGGCGUUGGUGAUUGGUGAGGUUGCGAAGGAGGAAGGGAGGGCUUUUGAGGUACAGAGGAUGAUUGAAGUGUUUAAGGCAAAACCGUUGACGGAGCAUGAGAUUGCUGAGAAGCAUAUCUUGACCGGUGGCGUGCCAAGACAGGUGAUGAAGUUGUGUUUGAGAGUGAAGGGGAGUUUGAAUAUGUAG
Molecule: messenger RNA, 2214 nt
Organism: Orbilia oligospora ATCC 24927
Lineage: Eukaryota; Fungi; Ascomycota; Orbiliomycetes; Orbiliales; Orbiliaceae
Exons: 3
Coding region: 1-2214 (737 amino acids)
Cellular component (GO): mitochondrial small ribosomal subunit
Molecular function (GO): structural constituent of ribosome
Source: RefSeq, a predicted model, not a curated record